AUGAUUUUGGACCUUAGUGGACAGUCGCUGUACUCCCUGUGGGAUUCGGCAGUUGCCAAGAGCAUGGACGGAGUUGGACUCUCGUUCGGCGAUGUCAGAGAACUACAUGUGCAGAUGUGUGGGCUCAAAUCACUUGAAGGGCUGGAGAGAUUUGUAAAUCUCCGGGUGUUAGACGCGAGCAACAACAAUAUCAACGCGUUCAAGCCGCUAUGGAAAAUGGGCAGCCUGCGCACCGUCAAGCUCAGGAGCAACCGUUUCAAGACUGUGUGCCUGCGGAAAGCGGGAGAGGCGACUGUGCUGGCGACGGCUGACGAAGUUGAUUACCCUAUAACCGUCGUGAAUACCGCGGAGUAUAGCCUCCUGGAUUUGGAGGCAAACGACAUCACCUGCGUGCUGGCAGAGCCUGACACAGCGGCCACUGUGGAAUGUUUGCUGUUGGCAAACAACCGAAUCUCCGAAAUUUCGGGGUUGUCGGCUUUCUCGGGAAUCACUCUGCUCGACCUGACGGGAAACGUCAGCGUAGAUGCGGAGGCGAUUUUGCGUAUCCCGUUCGGGAGCGGGCCGCGGAUUUUCCUACAAGAAUGCCAUAUCACUAAUGAACAUCGUCUCAUGGAUCUGGUGGAACAGGAUAAAGAGGCGGAACUUGUUGUACCGGGGCAUAUCACACUCAACCACCCCCGGGUUGUUAAGGUCGGACCCAUCGACCUCGGGAAACUGUUGCAGAAGGAGUUCGUGGAAUACGAAUCGGAGUUUGCAGAUUUCAGGUUCGCUGGAGAUCAACUGCCCAGGGAACUCAAAACGCCUAGGGAUUACUCGGAUAUACGCUUGGACGCCGCGCAUUUCGUAGUACGCACCCACUGCCCUAGGCAGCACAUCGAAACAAUCACGACCAUGGUGGACCUCAGCGAAGCCGACAAACAUGGUUUCAAGGGACGCGCAGACACCGCGGUGUCGUCGACACUGGGAAGCGGAAGCGAGACGAACUCACCGCUAUCCAUCAACGCGUUAGACACCUCGACCGACCAGGAUGACGACACACACUCACCCAAGUCAUUCAUUCGCGGCAAAGCAUACCCUGUCGACGACAAUCAACACAUCUCUAUGGUUAGAGGCGGUCGUAGAGUUAUCGAGGCUGCGUGGGCGGAAAGGAUUGAACGCGACCUCUCCUCUCACUUUGCCAUGCCCGACACCAUUGUAAGGCCGACCGACUCGGCGGCCUGA
Babesia bigemina is the source of this 1221-nucleotide messenger RNA. RefSeq lists its product as hypothetical. Gene Ontology annotation, molecular function: protein binding. Lineage: Eukaryota; Apicomplexa; Aconoidasida; Piroplasmida; Babesiidae. The record is from RefSeq and is a predicted model, not a curated record. The transcript has a single exon. Bases 1 to 1221 code for a protein of 406 amino acids.